AUGUGUGAUUUUCGAACUUAUUCGCAUGAACUGCUAACCGAAUUUAUAGAAGCUUUCCGAAAUAACCCUUGUCUUUGGAAAAUUAGAAGCAACGACUACAAAGACAAAAAUUUGAAGCUUCAAGCAUACAAUAAUUUAUUAGAAAUUAUCCGGAAGGUAGAAAGAGAUGCUACGAUUGAGAACGUCAAGAAAAAAAUUAAUUCAUUAAGGGCUGGGUUCCGAAAAGAACAUAAAAAAGUGCAAGAUAGCAAGAAGACAGGUUCAGGAACUGACCAGGUAUACGUGCCAAAGUUAUGGUAUUACAGUCAGCUUGAAUUUCUCAAAGAUCAGGGCCAAGGUGAACAAUCAACUGACAAUAUAGACAGCAGCGAACAGGAGACAGCUAAUGAUAAUGAAAAUACAUUUGAUGCUGAACAUAGUGAAAAUGAUACCCAGAGUACCAUUUGCGACGUGUCAUCACCUGUGACACCUGCAACAUCUGUUGCUUCAUCUGCACGUCGUAAGCGACACGGCAAUGCCGCCAUUGAAGACACAAUAUCGUUAAUAGGUAAAAGAUUACAAAACCCAGAUGAUGAAUAUGAUGCUAUAGGAAAAAAUGUCGCAAUUAAACUCCGCAACAUGACUGCUAUUCAACAAGGCAUAGCUGAAAAGCUCAUCAAUGAAGUACCCCAAAGACCAUUGAUACACAUGCCAGCUGUUCCAGUCCAGCUGCAAGAAACACAAGCAUUUAACUUGACACAAGACUCGCAAACUAUUAGUAUCCCGGACACCCUGGUUGAAUAUUUAAACUUUAAUAAUAAUAACUAA
Messenger RNA from Parnassius mnemosyne (clouded apollo), 807 nucleotides. Lineage: Eukaryota; Metazoa; Arthropoda; Insecta; Lepidoptera; Papilionidae. The record is from the annotation of a GenBank genome assembly.